AUGCUUCCAGAUGCCCAGUCCGCGUCCAACGAGCCGUCGGUCUACACCCUCGAUGGUCCUGGGCCCGAACAGAUCUCGCAACCGUUGUCCAAUACCCGUCCCCAACUUCACACCAGAAACACUUCGGUGACGAGAGGCAGGCCUCAACAGUCGGCACCCCAGGCAUAUGGCCCCAACGGUACGACAUCAUCGCGGGCAGGCUCGGCCCAGCCUCAGCCGCUUGGGAGCGAAGCCGGUGUGAACGCAAGAGGAGGACCGGCGGUGGACACCACGGGCCUUCAGAGACGGACAUCAAACAGUUAUGGCCAUCACCGCCAGACGUCCGUCAUCCAUGGCCUGCAGCAUUCAAGAACCCCCAGCUUCAACUCUCCCUCCUCCGCGAGUCCUUUGACACCCGAAUCGCUACUUAGUGCAGCUGGCUAUGCAAGAUAUCCCACGAGCAGCAGAAGGGGCCAGUACUCCAAUGCGAGCGCAGAAACUUCAGCCUACACAUCUCCCGUAUCACCAUACCAAAGUCACGGUCAAGGGCACUCGAUCGAUUCGCUGAUUGACGCCAGCGCGCCAGUACCUGAGCCGGCGUCAUCAUCCUCACAGAACAGGAGACGCAAGGAUCAUUCAAGAACACGCAGGGGCCAUGCAUACAAUUCGUCCAGCUUCCAUCAGCAGCCUGAGCCGCGAACACCCGGGGAAUAUGCUCUCCACCACCUCUUUCACGCCUUUGUGCUCCGCGCCGAUCAAAGAAUCAACCACUGCCUCACUCUCCUGGACACUUCUCCUGCACCAGUGGAACAGGCUUGUGCGCCCGGUGUUGAUGCGGCCUUCGAUCAACUGAUUGUGUCACUGGGCCACAUUUCGCGCCUGGGACCCAAACCAUUGGUGGACAGUCUAAUGUUAUGGCGAAAAGGCAAAGGGGAUGCGGCUGCAAACCUGAAAAAGCAGGUCUACCAGCAAAGAAUCCAGGCGGGCACGCCAACUGCAUCCCUUCCCCCUUCGCUCCCUCGGCGGCAUACCGAGCCCCUUCAGGUCCCCAGCGAGGCUGGUCUCUCUCACGUUGGAGCUGAAGGUGCUUCUGCUGCUGAAGAUCCGCUCACCCAGGAAUAUCUGUUCGCAGAUCGCCGAGCCACCAUCUCCGUCUACAUCCUAUGUAGGGUGUUGAUUGCAAUCUUUGAGCAAAGCACGCUGGCCGCCAUAACCCAAGAUCUGGCCAACAAGCUGGAGGACAUCGUGUUCACGCAGAUCAGAGAGGUGGAGCCUGCACAGAUCCUGACAUCGACAAUCCGACUUGCAAACUGGAGAAUUUAUGGUGAGGUGCUGGGCCAUAUGAGCCGGCUGGACUUUGGCAACGUCACGUUCCGCUUUACGCAGCAGCUUGAUCAGUGGCAGCAGGACGUCGCCAAGAGCUCUGGAACCGCUGCCGCCAGGGAUCUUGAAUCUCGCAUCGAACUACUUCUGCUCGGCAUGCGCCAUCUGCACAUCCCCCCGACGAGGGAGGCCGCAUUUGCCGUUGCCGACUUCCUGCGAACUCUUGCGGCACUCUUCUCCGACGCGCAUGGGCCUCGAGUGAAGCAAGCCUACUGUCAACUAUUCGAGCGCUUGCUCACCGCCGUGGCGAGUAAUCCAGAUUGCUUUCAGAACGUUCCAAAGUGGAAGGACUUCAUCGAAACCAUCAACUCCAGGCUGGGCAACAUGCUAGUCAAGGUCCGCCACUGGAGUAUUGGAUUCCCCGUGUCGAUUCUGCUCAUCUGCAUUUCGCCAACCGAGUCUUUCUCCGUGCAGUGGCUUCCAAUGAUCUCGAGUUUAGCCCCAAAGCUAAAGGACAGGUCUACGCGAGCCCUCGCCCUGCAAGCCAUUUGUCAACUGGUCUGGACAUAUCUCGUCAGGGUCGGAGACACCCUACAGGUCAAAUUGCGUCGACUGGAAGAGAUCAUCAAGAUCACAAUCCCUCAAGGGAGGAAAACUCAUGUGGUGUCUGAUCCAGCUACGGCGAAUCCGCUGGUGCAAUUCAUCCGGAUCCUCGGGUUUACAUCUCAGGAGCUCUGUUUCCGUGCCGUCAUCUUCCCUCUUCUGCAUUACGAUCUGUUUCAAUCCAGUCGAACCCUCCGGAUUGAACAGAUCGAGCCGGAACGGAUGGUCAUUGGCAUUCGCGCGUUUCUUGUCCUCAUUUCUGACUUGGAGAAAGGUGACACGAGGCGUCCACCAUUCCCUGCAUUUAACAUACAUACCCCGACCGUUGACGGGUUGCCUCCCUCGCCGAUGAGCAUGAGAGCCAUUUUGGGGAUCGAUUCACCCGUGCAAUCAAUCUGCGAAGAUGAGAGUCCUUCCUCCCUGCCAGUCAACGUUUCUGCGCUGGAUGAAAAUGCCCAACAGUACUAUCUGCAAUUCUGUCAAAUACUGGGCAAGAUUACAAUUCUCUGCGACAAUACCUUUGGGGGGCAAGCCACGCUGAACGAAAAGUUUUCUUCGGCGGCAAACGUCACCCCUAAAACUCCUCUUGCCGACGCAUUCACACUGGCACGGAAUCAAGAGCCAAUAGCCCCUGACCAGAGGCAGUUGUAUUACGAGCUGCUUCACGUGGCCAUUCAGGCUCUCCCGCGUUGCUUCACCGACCAUAUUCCCUUGAACCCAUUGAUCAAUCUCUUGUGUACCGGGUCUGCUCACGUGCAGGCCAAUAUCGCAGCCUCUGCUACACAGUCUUUGAAGGCCAUAGCGAAACAGGGCCACGCCCAGGCAGUAGCAAUUGCUUUCCCACGGUUCAUUUUCCACUACGACUCUCAGUACUCUACGAUGUCAGAUGAGGGGCGUCUGGGGCCUGCCCACAUCGAAACGACAUUGACGUUAUAUCUUGAAUUGCUCCAGAUCUGGAUGGAGCAGCUUAAACAGAAGGCCGUUGCGAGCUCGGUCGAAGCAAGAGAUCGUUCAGCGGGCGGCCCUAAUCGAGCGCUGCAAAUGGAGCUCACCAACGCCAUCCCUCAUGUGGACGAGAUUGAAGCAUAUGGACUGUUCUUCCUUUGCUCCCAAUCUCGGCGGGUGAGGGCGUUCGCGAUCAAAGUUCUACGACUCGUUGUUCAGUUUGAUUCCGUUCUCGGCCAGGCGGAUUCGUCACGGAUCAUCAAGCUUUUGGAGGAUCAGUCGUCCACAAUCCUAGACUUGCAUGACGAUGCUCUCAAUGUUGCCGAACGCAGUCGGUUGCAGAAGGACAAGCGCGUCGGUCCCGGCCAGAGUACUCUGAUCGAGAUUUGCAGCUCCGAGGUCUCAUACGACUCGACUCUUUGGUUCAAAGCUUUCCCGAACCUCAUCCGCGUUGUGUUCGAUGCAUGCCCAAACGCCAUAGCCCUCUGUCGAGGAACUGUUACGGACAGACUUGUGAUGAUGCAGAACGAUAUUGAAGCCUUCUCAGACGCUGCUGGUGCUACUGCGGCCAUGUAUGAAUACCGCAUGCAGGGGAGAAGUUCUGCCACAUCCGCCGAGGUUCUCUUCGAUCAGUGGAAACUAUACCUCAUCAUGGCUUGUGUUACGCUCAGCUCGCCAGGUGCCCAAUCCCAGAGUCAGCUUGCUGAUGCUGCUCACGCACGCAAGACGUCCAAGAGCACGGUCCCAGCGCAGGACAAGCUGAGCUCCGCCCGGGCGUUAUUUUCUGCGAUCAUUCCAAUGCUGGGCGCCGCGCCUGACGCCAUUCGUGAUGCGGUAGUCUCGGCUCUCGGAUCAAUCAACCGCAAGCUCUAUCGGACACUUCUUGAAUCAUUACAGUAUGCGGUCAUCAAGUGCAAUGAGGAGGCGAAGGCGAGGAUCACCCAUCACAGGACCCCAAGCAGUCCACAACGGUCGCAGCAAACAGAGCGCCUUCGAACUGAGGUGACGCAUGUAUACAAGCUUACGGCAUCUUUCCUCCGGCAUGAGGACAUCUACAACGAUGACUGGAUCUUGAACAACCUGGUCAUAUAUACCAGGGAUCUCCGCAUCUUCCUCAGUGAUACCGACGUGCAGAACGACUGGCGUUUCCAGAAACUGAGAUAUCACUUCUGCGGCCUUGUCGAGGAAGUAUUCGAGGGUGUCAACCGGUCUCAGACGCCUUCGCGCUGGAUGCCUUUUGAAUCGCGCAAGUCUGCGUUCGCCUUGAUGGAGGACUGGUGCGGCUAUUCAGCUGAGCAAACAUCGAUUGAUCCAAAUCACAACAAUGCGCGGACCGUGCAGGAUCGUAUCAAUGCCAGCGCCGCCACCGAGAAGGAGAAGAACAAUUUACGAGUGGCCGCUCUCAGUGCAAUGGCCACUCUAUGUGCCGGGACGAUCAGCAUCAGAACUGACAGCAACGCCAUCUUAUCAUUCAAUCUGCCAAGGAUGCUGUCCUGGAUCGACACAAUUUUCGCCACGAACAACCACAAAAUGCACACCAUCGGUCGACGGGCGCUCAAGCUGUUGCUCAUGCACAAUCCAGAGCAUCUUGGAAUUGUGGAACAUGCCGUGGAGCAGUGCUACAGGACCGAGUCUCCCAUGGCGUUGGAAAGCUAUUUUGGCGUCGUAUGUGAUGUCUUAAUCCAGCACGAGGACUAUCCUGUGCCGUUUUGGAAAAUAGUCAGCAUCAUCGUCUUCACCUUGGGGAAUGAGAAUCGCGAAAUCAGAAUGAAGUCGGCACAUCUUAUCCGCACUCUGGACGAACGCCAACAUAAGAGAACUAACCUUCAGGAAUUUGACAUCAGCAUCUCUGACAAGACACGCGCUGUGUACAAGCUGGCUCAAUUCGAAUAUUCGCGACGUCUUGCGAAGGCCAACUCCGACAUAGCGUUCAUGGUGUUUUCGGAGUUCUCGCUCCAUUACAAGAGUGCGCGAAAUGAUCAUCAAAGAAACAUGGUCGUGGCCAUAUUGCCGUGGCUGCAGACUCUCGAGCUCCAGGUGGAUUCCGCAACUGGAUCUCCUACCGCUGUUUCGUACAUGCUUCUGGCCAACAUGUUCGAAAUCACCAUCUGCUCUAGCAGUGCCAUGCACAAUGAAGUACAGGCGUUGUGGCAGGCGUUAGCGACAGGACCACAUGCAGGCAACGUGCAAAUGAUCCUUGACUUCAUCAUAUACCUGUCCCUUGACCGGCGCGACCAGAACUUUGUCGAGUACGCAAAACAGAUCGUUGUGUACCUGUCUUCCACUCCUGCCGGAUCUCGAGUGCUGGAAUUCUUCAUGUUACAACUAUGCCCGAAGAAUAUGGUCAACGACCGAAAGCAUGCAGAAGUCGUGAUGCCUGACACGAGAAGUCUCCCUUAUGUCGCUGAUCUGACUUCCCUGCUGCCUAUGGGCACCAAACAGGUUGGGCUUUCUCUUGGCCAAGUCUCCCUGAUUUUUCUGGUUGAUCUCAUGGUUGCGCCUGUUACCCUCGUCAGAGACGAGGCCGCAAAGCUCAUUCACGCGGUACUGAUUCUGUGGGACCACUACACUGCCUCCGUUCAGGAACAAGCAAGGGAGAUGUUGGUGCAUCUCAUACACGAAUUGGUCACCACCAAGAUCGAAGCUCAGACUCUCAACUCUGCCAAGUCAAGGAUCGAAAGUCUGGUCGACGCAAUUCGAACGAACAGUCCUCGGAUCAGCUGGUCCUACGAGAGCAACACUAGGAAAGACGAAGAUGACGGCGGCAGCCGAGUACCUCCGGCAAUGACAGCACUCACUACUGAGAUUGUCAGUAUCUUCAACCUGGCAUUCGACAAUUUUAGCGAUUCUUGGGCUAAAGAAGCACUACACUGGGCCUCCAUCUGUCCGGUUCGACAUUUGGCCUGCCGGUCCUUUCAAGUUUUCCGGUGCAUCUCUGUCAGUUUGGACGCCAGGAUGCUAGCCGAUAUGCUUGCACGGCUUUCCAAUACGAUUGCCGACGAGCACACGGACUACCAAACCUUCUCCAUGGAAAUAUUGACGACGCUGAAAGUCAUUAUCGGAGCGCUCGAGCCGAAAAACCUGCUACGUUAUCCUCAGCUCUUUUGGACCACGUGCGCAUGUCUCAAUACCAUUCAUGAACGAGAAUUCUACGAGACCCUAGGGAUGCUUGAGAAGUUCCUCGAGAAGCUGGAUCUCUCUGAUCCGGAUGUGACGGAAGCAAUGAUGAAAGGACUGCCCGGGAAGUGGGAUGGCGGCUUUGAAGGGCUGCAACCGUUGCUUUACAAGGGCCUCAAAUCCGCCGACAGCUUGGACAAGACUCUCCUGGUUCUCCAACAGCUAGCGGAACUUCCAGACUGCCAGCUCGUUGGAAGCGACAACCGCCUACUUUACUGUGUCUUAGCGAAUCUACCACGAUGGCUGCAUACCUUCGACCAGGAUGCUACCAAUGCUGCAGCAUUGGCUUCAGCGCAGACGCUCGCGAGGAUCGCAAGUGCUGAAGGCCACGAGCCCCUCUCAAUCUGCCUGGCACGUUACGCCAACAAUGACAUAACAAGCCAAGAGAUGCUUACGGCCACGGUGAAAUCUCUCAAGGCGGCCUACUUCCCUCUGUGUGAUGCCUCAAGUCUGAUUUUCAUGAUUGGACUGCUGACGAACAAGACGCCAUGGUUCCGAGUCAAGCUCAUGGACAUCCUAUGCGAGUUGAUCCCAAUCGUGAAUAUGAAAAGUCCUUCUAUUACAACUCACGGGCCGGACCUCAUCUCUCCACUACUCAGGCUACUGCAAACCGAACACUGUACUCAGGCAUUGGAGGUCAUGGACUACAUCAUGGAGGUCGCAGCCACACCUAUGGAAAAGCACCAUAUGCGUAUGAGUAUGGCUUCGGGCUCAGCAAAAGCCAUUCGAAAAGAGUACGAGCGAACACAAAGUCUCUAUGGCAUUCCGCACUCCUCGGGAUGGUCCAUCCCAAUGCCGGCGGUGUAUUCUGGCAUGACCAGGCACAACGUCCACGCCGUCUUCUACACAUGUGGAGACUCGGAAUUCCUGAAAGACCAGGAAACUAGCACGCCCGAUGUCGAAUUUCAGGGUGACGAUGGAUACACCGACUCAUAUUUCCCACCCCAAAGCAGGGCGGAGACGAUCCGAACACUUGAGGCUGCGGAUACCAAUGUCAGCGAUCUGGUUAACACUCUCGACAGUCUCGACGACUUCUUUGACGAUGUAGAGGCUGAUGAUGUCCUAACGCCGAUGGGAACAAGCCAACUGAUGGGCUCCGCUAUCUCAAUCCCCACCCUGACAGAGCAAAACACCGACCUGUACGACGAGCAGACGGCCCCAAUCCUUCGACAGAGCCUCUCCCGGACUAUGCCGUCGACUAAUGUGCAGGACGGUUUCACCGAGGCAGGUCCCCUCCCUGGCAUGACCCACCAGACUCAGCCUAGUCUCUCAUCUCAGAGUUACAGCGCAUCUGCCCAGGCCUCUUUCUCUUCGAUCGACGAACUGGGAGGACCGGGGCCGUCGAUGCCGAAUUCGACGAAGAAAACUGCCCUCCAAACCUCCAUCAGCCCGAUAAGCCAUCAGCGGCCAGGACUUCAUGCCAGGUCUAUCACGUCUCCCGCGAACCAAUUCCCUGUCUCGCAGCCAACAGCGAGCGGACUCGCUACUAUGCCUGAGAACUUCUCGUUCAGGUCCCAGGAUGAUUUUGCUGAGCAAUAUGACGAAGCCGUCCUAUCAGAUGGGGAGAAUAGUCCUUUCCCCUUGCUGAGCAUGAGUAUGUCCAAUCAGAGCAAAUCACUGUCCGGUCCCGGCCCUUCGGAGUAUCAGAUGACGCCUACUUCUGCCACUGAGACAGGUGGUGCCUUUAGCCUCCAGGGUAUGAGAAGGGGUAUGCGGCGCCUGACAGGUGGAAAGAGUGAGAGCCAGAAGGAGAAGGAGAAGAGCAAGGACUAUGCACGUCUACGUGGGCAAUCAGGAGGCCCAAAUCUGGUGCCUGCGGCAAUGCAGAGCCCCCGAGUCCCGAGGGUACCUUCCGAAUACCUUACUGGCGGUGCCAGCAACAUCAGCAGUGUCAGCCCCACCGCAAGCCCAGGGCUUUGA
Molecule: messenger RNA, 7947 nt
Organism: Cladophialophora carrionii CBS 160.54
Lineage: Eukaryota; Fungi; Ascomycota; Eurotiomycetes; Chaetothyriales; Herpotrichiellaceae
Exons: 2
Coding region: 1-7947 (2648 amino acids)
Biological process (GO): cell morphogenesis
Cellular component (GO): site of polarized growth; cell cortex
Source: RefSeq, a predicted model, not a curated record